Odocoileus virginianus texanus is the source of this 2334-nucleotide messenger RNA. It is a transcript of the gene ING2, whose product is annotated as inhibitor of growth family member 2. Gene Ontology annotation, cellular component: nucleus. The record is from RefSeq and is a predicted model, not a curated record. Gene Ontology annotation, biological process: positive regulation of DNA-templated transcription. Lineage: Eukaryota; Metazoa; Chordata; Mammalia; Artiodactyla; Cervidae.
GGGGACUCGGCAGUGCCCUCCGGAGUGGCGGCCGGUGUCCCUGCGGCGCCGGGCUGCCGAGCCGAGGAGCCGCGGCGGUCGUGGCUGUUGCAUGUGUGGCUGCUGGAUGCGGAGGCGGCGGCGGCGGUGGCGGCGGCGGCGGCAGCAGCGGCAGGAUGUUAGGGCAGCAGCAGCAGCAGCAACUCUACUCGUCGGCCGCGCUCCUGACCGGCGAGCGGAGCCGGCUCCUCACCUGCUACGUGCAGGACUACCUCGAGUGUGUGGAGUCGCUGCCCCACGACAUGCAGAGAAACGUGUCCGUGCUGCGGGAGCUGGACAACAAAUAUCAAGAAACAUUAAAGGAAAUUGAUGAUGUCUAUGAAAAAUACAAGAAAGAAGAUGAUUCAAACCAGAAAAAACGCCUCCAGCAGCAUCUCCAGAGGGCAUUAAUCAAUAGUCAAGAACUGGGAGAUGAAAAAAUUCAAAUUGUCACACAGAUGCUCGAAUUGGUGGAAAACCGGGCAAGGCAAAUGGAGCUACACUCCCAGUGUUUUCAAGAUCCUGCCGAAAGUGAGCGAGCUUCGGAUAAAGCAAAGAUGGAUUCCAGCCAACCAGAACGAUCUUCGAGAAGGCCCCGCCGGCAGCGGACCAGUGAAAGCCGCGACCUGUGUCACAUGACGAACGGGAUUGAGGACUGUGACGAUCAGCCCCCCAAAGAAAAGAAAUCCAAGUCUGCCAAGAAAAAGAAACGCUCCAAGGCCAAGCAGGAAAGAGAAGCUUCCCCCGUCGAGUUUGCAAUAGAUCCCAACGAGCCUACAUACUGUUUAUGUAACCAAGUGUCUUACGGGGAAAUGAUUGGAUGUGACAAUGAACAGUGUCCAAUCGAAUGGUUUCACUUUUCGUGUGUUUCACUUACCUACAAACCAAAGGGGAAAUGGUAUUGCCCAAAGUGCAGGGGAGAUAAUGAGAAAACGAUGGACAAAAGUACUGAAAAGACAAAAAAGGAAAGAAGAUCUAGGUAGUUAAAGGCCAUCCACAUUUUAAAGGGUUGUCUUUUAUAUAAUUCUUUCAGAAUUUAAUUUCAGAAAAUGUUUUAGGGUAAAUGCAUAAGACUAUGCAAUAAUUUUUAAUCAUUAGUAUUAAUGGUGUAUUAAAAGUUGUACUUUGUCUGUGACCUUAAUUUUCUGCACUGAAUUACCAAAUAUUUUAAACCAGGUAGUCUUCAGAUCGCCUGAUGAAAGGAGCAGGGACUAGAAAAGGGUGGCUUGAACAUGAUAAAAACUUCACACACCAUACCUAUUUCAUCCUCACUGAAACUGCAAUGCUAAUUUGGGGGGAAACACCAAAGUUUUGCUAGCAUUUUAGUUCUGUGUGCUUACAAAAGUUUAGAUACAGUUGAGAGUUCUCUGUAAGCCUUCAGAUUAUCUUGGCUAAUUUAAAAUAUGAACACUAUACCAUUCAGAACUUCUUUCUCCCUAGCCCCAUUUACGCAUACACUUGUUGAUCUCUAGUCUUCCAAGAAUAAGGAACUAGAGGUAAGAAUUUGGGAUUCCAUGUGGAAUACUGUGCUCUUCUCAGAGUAUUUGCUGCUGUAUUUUCCAUAGUAGCGUUUUGAUACACUGUCAGUAGCCCAUUUAUAAAUACCUGCUGCUGCGUCACAGCUGCAUUCAGUCUAGUCCUUCAUAAGGGAGUUGUUUUGUUUUCAUUGAGGCAGGUAGGAGCAAUUAGAAUACCAAAAAUGCUGCCAUGGGCUUAUAUUGGCAAAAUUUGGGUUAUGCAGUAUCAUGGUUCAAGGCCCUUGAGCAAUUUUUAAAAAGCAUCUUUGUUAACAAUAUUUUUCAUGUUGACCCAUGGCUAGGAUGCCUGGUCACAGGCCUAUCAGUGGGAAAAAGGUAUAUACUAGUCUUUAAAUAUUGCCUUUCUGUCAAACAGUAGUUUAAGUGGUUUUGCUAGUGGCUGUAGUUCGUUUCUGUCCCAAUCAGAAAUUAUAUAUUAUUUUAAGUAAUAGUGUAUUUACUUUCUUAACUUUCUGGUAUUGGUGCUGUUUGGUGUCUUCAUGUUUAAUGAACUAAUUUCAUUAUAACAAUACAAUUAAUAAUGUAUUUGUAAAUUGAAUUUUCCAAGAUUCUAAUAUUUUAAGGGUAAGCAUCUUGAUGGAUACAUAUCCAUAUAUUUGGAGAAUUUUUGGUUUUUCAUGGGUGGGGCAGUGGAUUGACUAGUCCUUAAAUCUAUAUGUAACAUACUUUUUAUUCCUCAUUUCUUCCUAAUCUGAUGAUCUGGAUUCUUUUUGAUUAACAUGUGAAAAAUCCUGUUUGCUUGUUUGGAAAAAAGAAAAAAAAAGUUUUUUCUCUUCUA